This is a messenger RNA of Penicillium alfredii, 792 nucleotides long. RefSeq names its product putative allergen. Gene Ontology annotation, molecular function: IgE binding. NCBI's taxonomy places the organism in Eukaryota, Fungi, Ascomycota, Eurotiomycetes, Eurotiales, Aspergillaceae. The transcript has a single exon. The record is from RefSeq and is a predicted model, not a curated record. Bases 1 to 792 code for a protein of 263 amino acids. Gene Ontology annotation, cellular component: extracellular region.
AUGCAAUUUUCUAAGUCUCUUCUGCUGCUGGCAGCUCUCACCACCGGCACUCUGGCCCGCCCGCAGGGCUUCGAGCGUCGCCAGACUACUGGGACAUCCUCUUCGUCGCCGUCGUCCUCGUCCUCGGGCUCCAACGGUGACUGGACGUCGACGCCGUCCGCCGGCCAGGCCUCGUCCUCCGGCUUCGGCGGCCACACCGACUCCUCGGGCAACGGCGUGACGUACGCCGGCAACGUCGGCAACCCGUAUGGCAGCAACAUCAUUGAGAUUUCGUCGUCGGACGCCAGCAAGUACAAGUACGUUGCGCAGUUCCAGGGCUCCAGCUCGGACGACUGGACCGUCGCCGUCUUCAACAAGUACGGCCCGGACAACAAGAUGGACGGCUGGUACGGCAAUGCCGUCAAGACCUUCUCGCUGGCCGCCGGCGAGACCAAGUACAUUGCCUUCGACGACGACUCGCAGGGCGGCUGGGCCGCCGCCAAGGGCGACAAGAUCCCCACCGACGGCAGCGGCGGCUACGCCUCCACCUGGGGUGAAUUCGACUUCGGCUCGUCCGGUAACUCGGGCUGGUCCGGCUUCGACGUCUCGGCUAUCGCGGCCCAGAAGGCCGGCCUCGAGGUCCAGGGCAUGAAGAUCUGCGAUGCUCUGUCCAAGACUUGCUCUUCCAUCACCCCCAACGCUGCCUCCGUCGACAAUGCCUACACCGCCGCCCAGACCGACGUCGGUGGCAUUGGCGGCAACCUCUCCGGCGAUGCUGUCCGUCUUGCCGUCACCCUGGACUACAGCGGCUAA